Messenger RNA from Fonsecaea erecta, 1593 nucleotides. RefSeq lists its product as hypothetical. NCBI's taxonomy places the organism in Eukaryota, Fungi, Ascomycota, Eurotiomycetes, Chaetothyriales, Herpotrichiellaceae. Gene Ontology annotation, biological process: tRNA splicing, via endonucleolytic cleavage and ligation. Gene Ontology annotation, molecular function: polynucleotide 5'-hydroxyl-kinase activity. The record is from RefSeq and is a predicted model, not a curated record. The coding region runs from base 1 to 1593 and encodes 530 amino acids. Gene Ontology annotation, cellular component: nucleus; mRNA cleavage factor complex. The transcript has a single exon.
AUGUCGUUGCCUGGUCUUGGGCUAGAAGAGCCAGAAGAGGUUCACACCGUUGAGGCCACCCACCACGAUCUCGCACAGGAGACGGAAUGGCGCUUCGAGGUCGCCGUGGGCAAGUAUGUCCAGGUCAAGGUGAGUCCAGCCUUCCUCGCUGCUGCUGCUGAAUCCCGAUCCGCCUCUGAUGAGCCGUCCCUGCAGUUGUUGUCAGGAACCGCUGAGCUGUUUGGAACUGAACUGGUGAUCGGGAACACGUACACCUUUACGGGCACAAAGGCGGCCAUCUACACUUGGAAUGGUUGCUCAUUCCAGGUCAGUGGCGAUGCACUGCAAAGCGAAUACACCGCUGAAGAGACCCCCAUGAGCGAGUACAUCAACACCCAUUUCAGCCUCGAAAGUUUGCGUGGUCAAGCUCAAGCUACCGGCCGUGAAGGCCCCCGAGUCUUGAUCUUGGGCCCCGAAGAUGCAGGCAAAACCUCUCUUGCCAAGAUCCUCACCGGUUAUGCUUCUCGAGCGGCACGAUCCCCGGUGGUGGUCAACCUGGACGUCAAGGAAGGUGUCAUGAGCAUUGCGGGCACCCUGACUGCGACCGUCUUCAAAACCUUGAUGGACGUUGAAGAAGGAUGGGGAACGGCGCCAAUGUCGGGCCCAAACGGCGCCAUUCCCGUCAAAUUACCACUCGUCUACUUCUUUGGCAGCUCGAAACCCGAGGAAAAGGAAGGCAGGGUCUACAGAGCUCAGAUUAACCGGUUGGCUCUCGCGGUAGCGGGACGCACAGCUCAGGACCCCGAUGCGAGAGAAAGUGGUAUUAUUAUCGACACCCCGGGAAGUCUGACGACGAUGAAAUCUGGCAACACUGUCGGAUACGACAUUAUCCAGGACAUUGUUUCUGAAUUUGCUGUUUCAGCCAUCAUCUGCAUGGGCUCGGAGAGACUGUAUAGCGAUAUGGUCAAAAAGUUCGAUGGACAGCCCACAGCAUUUCGACCCUCAUCGAGCACGACAGUCGCAUCCGCCACGCCUGAAACAAUCUCAGUAAUAAAACUUGCCAAAUCUGGCGGCUGCGUCGACCGCGACGAAGCAUUCAUGACGGCCUUCCGCGCGGCACAAAUCAGGACAUAUUUCUACGGCAACCCCCGCCUGAGCAACGGUAUCUCCCUUCAACCUCGCCAUCAGCAAGUGGAUUUCUCUACCUUGACCGUUUGGCGACGGAUUGGAACCACCCCAGACCCUUCAGCAAGUGCCUACGUGGACUCAGACGACGAGGAUUCGUUCCUGCCCGGCGGUACCGGCGAUGGCGCCGAAGAUACAUCGCCUUCCUCCACAUCAAAGGUCCCGCUUCCCGCAUCUCAGAUAUUUGAACACAUGGCCGGCCCCAUUGCAGCAAUGCGCAGUUCGGUCCUCGCAGUGAUGAACUGUGACCAAGAAGCCGAACAAGAGGUUAUUCGCGACAGCACCGUCAUGGGGUUUCUGUACGUCACAGAUACAGAUGAAGCAAGAGGACGAAUCAGCGUGUUAAGUCCUGUUGCAGGGCGUGUGCCGAGCCGGGCGAUCGUGUGGGCGGGCUGGCCGGAAGGUGUACUGGGGUUGGAGAGGACCUGA